Molecule: messenger RNA, 1762 nt
Organism: Vespula pensylvanica (western yellowjacket)
Lineage: Eukaryota; Metazoa; Arthropoda; Insecta; Hymenoptera; Vespidae
Product: myrosinase 1
Exons: 7
Coding region: 71-1675 (534 amino acids)
Biological process (GO): carbohydrate metabolic process
Molecular function (GO): beta-glucosidase activity
Source: RefSeq, a predicted model, not a curated record
GUGAGUUUAUAUUAAAACGUUGUUGGCGAUAGUUCGUUUUCUUGUUUCUUGCUAAUAAAUAAUUGACAAAAUGUGGCUUUUUCAAGAUCUAGAUUUUAUUUUAUUAUUUAAUGCUCUUUCGAAGUUCAUGAUUCUUUCGUUAAACGACGAUGAAUCGAUGAUGUCUGAUUCGAAUACGAUUAAGGAAAUAACUUUUUCGCCCUAUCAAAUAGAGUUAGCAGACGCUUUAAGGGUCGAUAUGUUUCCGAAUGAAUUUAAUUUUGGAGUUUCCACGUCGGCCUAUCAAACGGAAGGUGCUUGGAACAAAGACGGCAAAGGAGAAUCCAUAUGGGAUUAUAUGACACAUCUACGUAAUCAAAAUUUUAUUUAUGAUCAAAGUAAUGCCGACGUUGCUGCUGAUUCUUAUCAUAAUUACAAGAAGGAUAUAAAACUUGCUAAACAAAUAGGCAGUAAAAUGUAUAAAAUUUCAAUAUCGUGGCCAAGGAUUAUGCCAGAAGGUUUACACGGUCGUGUAAAUUUAAAAGGUAUUCAACAUUAUGAACGUGUCAUUAAUGAAAUCAUCGCGAAUGGAAUGACACCAAUGGUGACAUUGUUUCAUUGGGAUUUGCCUUAUACACUGCAACAAAUAGGUGGAUUGUCAAAUCCAUUGAUCAUAGAUUUUCUCGUUCAAUACGCGAUGAUUGCUUUUGAUUUGUUCGGCGACAAAGUGAAAUAUUGGGUAACGGUAAACGAACCAUCCGUCUUAUGUCAAUAUGGAUACGGAAGUGAUACCAUGAUACCUGCAUUAAAUCUAUCUGGAAAGGCUGAUUAUAUUUGUGGGCAUAAUCUAUUAUUAGCUCAUGCAGGAAUUUACGAAGUAUAUCAAAAAAAAUAUUAUGAGAAACAAAACGGUAAAGUAGGUAUUGUUCUCAAUUUGAAAUGGUUCUUACCGAAGAAUACUAAGUCAAUCGAUGAUAACUUAGCCGCAGAAAGAGCGUUUCAAUGGUGGAACGGAUGGUUUCUUAAUCCAUUAUUUAGCGAGGAGGGUGAUUAUCCGGAAUUGAUGAAGAAAAUGAUUAGCCAGAAUAACUCCUCAAGAUACUUAUAUUCGCGUUUGCCCAGUUUCGAAUUUUACGAAAUUCAACAGGUUCAAAAAUCGGCUGAUUUUCUUGGCAUUAGUUUCGGCGGCAAUACUUUAGUACGUAGCUCUCAGCCAAAUCCUAAUGAGGUAUCCUUUCAAAAUGAUGCUCAAAUAACAGAGUUACCUAUAAACUCGCAAAAAGAAGAUUCUGUUAAAAUUGAACCAUUGACACUCGCGAAAAUUUUGAAUCGCAUAGACACCAACUAUCAAUUACCACCAAUCAUUAUAACCGAAAUUGGCUAUAUGGACGAUGGAAAGAUCGAAGAUAUAGCUAGAUCUAUCUACCAUCACAAACACUUAUCCGUAGUUUUAAAAGCUAUGAAAGAUGGUAUCGACAUUCGUGGCUAUCUACUUCGUUCUUUCUUCGACAGCUUCGAGUGGAUGAUGGGUUAUACAGUUAAAUCUGGUAUAUUCAGCGUGGACUUUACGAACAAAAAUCGUACACGGCAUCCUAGAUUAUCGACGGUAGUUAUAAACGAUAUUUAUAAGAAGAAAUUUAUUCGAACUUUGAAGGAUAUUUAUGGUCGCGAAAUAAAAUAUCCUGAAAUGAAUUGAUAAAUCAUCGUAAUUAGAUAUACAAUAAUUAAUUUAAUGUAUAAAUAAAACGUUAUGAGAAAUAAAAAUGUUUAUUUAAAUAAAAAA